Molecule: messenger RNA, 441 nt
Organism: Saprolegnia parasitica CBS 223.65
Lineage: Eukaryota; Oomycota; Saprolegniomycetes; Saprolegniales; Saprolegniaceae
Exons: 1
Cellular component (GO): Swr1 complex
Molecular function (GO): histone binding; ATP hydrolysis activity
Source: RefSeq, a predicted model, not a curated record
CACUUGGGCUACAAGUUUAUCCGCCUCGACGGCUCGACGACCGUCUCGGAUCGCCAAGCGCUCAUCGAUCAGUUCAACGAAGACACGUCGAUCUUUGUCUUUCUUCUCUCGACGCGCGCGGGCGGUCUCGGCAUCAACCUCACGGCGGCGGACACGGUGAUUCUGCACGACUUGGACUUCAACCCGACGAUCGACGCGCAAGCCUGCGACCGCUGCCACCGCAUCGGGCAGACCAAGCCCGUCACGAUCUACAAGCUCGUCGCGAGCGACACGGUCGACCAAGCCAUCUACAACAUCGCCGAGCAAAAGACGCAGCUCAACGACGCCGUCCUCGGCGAGCUCGGCAAGUCCAAAAAGUCCACCAAGGCCGGAACGAACAGCUCGACCGCGGACGUCCAAGCCAUUCUCUCGUCCGUGCUCUCGUCGUACACUGCGAAAUAA